This is a messenger RNA of Amphiprion ocellaris (clown anemonefish), 4020 nucleotides long. It is a transcript of the gene nln, whose product is annotated as neurolysin (metallopeptidase M3 family). NCBI's taxonomy places the organism in Eukaryota, Metazoa, Chordata, Actinopteri, Pomacentridae. The record is from RefSeq and is a predicted model, not a curated record. Gene Ontology annotation, cellular component: mitochondrial intermembrane space. Gene Ontology annotation, biological process: peptide metabolic process; proteolysis. The coding region runs from base 112 to 2229 and encodes 705 amino acids. The transcript is spliced from 13 exons. Gene Ontology annotation, molecular function: metalloendopeptidase activity.
AUAUGCGAGAGGAGGGAGCGAGAUCCAGACGCUGGUGUUGCUGCUGCUUCUGCUGGGAUCCAGCUACAGUAAGAGGCGAAGAAAGUGUGUUUUGCGCAUGAAACCGCCGGCAUGUGCGCGCUGAGAGUUGUGGUUUGCAGGGUCUUUAAACCCCUCCUGAGAAUGACUAUCCAGAGUGGGUCAGUGGUAUCGGCCAGAGACUGCUCUCAGGUGGAAAAUAAGAGGAACACCCUGAGGUGGGACCUGUCUCCAGAUGAGAUCAGGACCAUGACAGAGAGCCUGAUCGCCAGAAUAAAGAAGGUCUAUGAUGACAUUGGAGCUCUAAACAUAGAAAAUGUCUCAGUUGAAAACACCCUGGCAGCCUUGGCCAAUGCCAAGCUGGAUUAUGCAUCAUCUCGUCACGUUCUGGACUUCCCCCAGUAUGUUUGUCCUUCUAAGGAGGUUCGGUCAGCGAGCACAGAGGCAGACAAGAAGCUGUCUGAGUUUGACGUGGAGAUAAGCAUGCGGGAAGAUGUGUUCAAACGCAUUACUGCCUUGCAGGAGAAGCUCCAGGAGGACCUUUCACCUGAAGAAAAGAGGUUCGUAGACAGACAGGUUACACUGGGCCAGAGGAAAGGAUUGCACCUGUCAAAAGAUAUACAAGAGGAGAUAAAACGAACUUCUAAGCUCAUCAGCGAGCUCUCCAUAGAGUUUAACAAGAAUCUGAAUGAGGACAAUACGUUUCUUGUUUUUUCUGAGCGAGAACUGGGUGGGCUAGCUGAUAGCUAUCUGAAUGGGCUGGAUAAGACAGCAGAAGGACGGUAUAAGGUGACACUGGAAUAUCCUCAUUACUACCCCCUGAUGAAGAGGUGUCACAAUCCUGAAACCAGGAGGAAGAUGGAAACAGCUUUUCACAGCAGGUGUAAAGAGGUAAACACAGCAAUCCUUGAACAGUUGAUACAACUAAGGGCAAAGGUUGCAGACUUACUUGGUUACAGUAGCCAUGCCAACUACGUACUGGGAAUUAACAUGGCUAAAAAUGCGAGCAAUGUGUCUGACUUUCUAGACACAUUCUAUGAAACACUAAAGCCCAUUGGAAUCAAGGAGAGGAAAUAUAUUCUUGCUCUUAAGAAAAGGGAGUGCUUGAUGAAAGGCUUCCAGUUUGACGGCAAGAUCAACGCCUGGGACUUGCCCUAUUACAUGAACCAAGUGGAACAGUGCAAGUUUGCAGUCAACAAGGACAAACUAAUUGAGUAUUUCCCUCUCGAUGUGGUGACAGAAGGACUGUUUGGUAUCUACCAGGAGCUGCUGGGUCUCAAGUUCACCGAGGUGGAACAUGCUCAUGUGUGGCAUGAAAAUGUCAAGCUUUAUUCAGCACAGGACACUGAAACCGGCGAGGAGAUUGGUCAGUUCUACAUGGACUUACAUCCAAGAGAAGGAAAGUAUGGCCACGCAGCUUGCUUUGGGCUCAGGCCUGGCUGCAAAGGACCUGAAGGAAAACGCAGGCUUCCAGUUGCAGCAAUGGUAGCUAACUUUACCAAGCCCAGAAAAGGUUGGCCUUCUCUCCUCCAGCACCAUGAAGUGGAGACUUAUUUUCACGAGUUUGGUCAUGUCAUGCAUGAGCUCUGCUCAAAGACCACUUUUUCAGAAUUCAGUGGAACUCUGGUAGAGACAGACUUUGUGGAAGUGCCAUCUCAGAUGCUUGAGAACUGGGUUUGGGAGAAGGAGCCUCUAAAAAGAAUGUCUGGCCACUACAAGGAUGGCACCCCGAUUCCAGACAGUCUACUCGACAAACUGAUCGCUUCCAGAGUUGCCAACACUGGCCUAAUGAACCUGCGUCAGGUGGUCCUCAGUAAAGUGGACCAGUCACUACACACCAGCCCUCAUGCAGACACGGCUGAGGUGUUUGCACAGCACUGCCAGGACAUCCUGGGUGUCCCUGCUACACCAGGUACCAACAUGACAGCGAGUUUCAGCCACCUGGCUGGAGGAUAUGAUGGCCAGUACUACAGCUAUCUGUGGAGUGAAGUCUACUCCAUGGACAUUUUUUUCAGCCGUUUUAAAAAGGAAGGCAUCAUGAAUCCAAAGAUGUCUUCAUCUAUACAUGUGUACCUUGACACAGGUUGGAAAACAGUACAGAAGGGUGAUCCUGGAAGCUGGAGGCUCUGUGGAUGGAAUGGACAUGCUGAAAACCUUCCUUGGACGUGUGCCAUGUCAGGAAGCCUUCUUCCAGUGCAAGGGACUGAUUAAGUCACAAGAAACACCUGUUAUAUUCUGAUAUAUCUUUUAAUUCUUUUUUGUCUAAACAGUUUAUUUGUAAUUUUCUGGAUGCAUGUUCAUGAUAGUAGAAAAAUAGUUUUUGUUCAGGGUUUUGUACUUGAUAUCCACCUGUGCACCGGCCUUUAUGCAAAUAUACAGCACAUCCGGGAUGGUCCCCCUCAUGACAUGUACAAUGGGCCCUUUUCACAGCAGUCAUUUUGACUAUAGUAGGGAAAGCAGAAGUGUUACUAAUAACAUUAGCAAUGGCUGUACUCUAUGUAAAAGUCCCAAUAAGCCCUGGCAGUGUGACAGUAAGUCGGCAUGCUCCGUUCACCUUUUUCACAGCAGACAUUUUGACUUGCCAUCUCAGGCAAAUCACAAGUGAAACUAAUGUGGUUAACAGUGGCUCAGUCCCAUCAAAUGUGCAGGAAAACCAUGACAGAGAGCAACGCUGCAUGAUACCAACAGUCUUAUUACUUUUAUCGAUGAGGCAAAAACAUUGAGAUUUUGAGAUAUUUUGCUUUUAUAACAUGUCUUCUGUUCAUAUUAAUGGGCAAAAAACUCACAUUUGUCUCUUUGCGCUUGCAGAUUUAAGUAAUAAUGCAUUUUUUAAGGGUCUAUUUCUCAGAAUUGUUUUUUUUUUCCACACUUUUACAUAUACUAAACCUUUAAGUUGCAUUCUUAUCUGUAUUCUGAAGGUUCUUCCUGUGGGCUUUGUUUAUGUAUUAUUCAUAGCCUUUUUAUUGAAUAUUUAUUCCUAAAAACGACAAAAAUAACUUUCUUUUUUGAUCUUUGACAGUAUGUUCUGAUUUCAAAUUCAGUAUCUCUGCUUAAGUUGUUCUUUGGGGGGGGAAGCAGUAAGUGUGGUGGUCUACCCCCACAGAAUUUAAAGCAUCAAACACUUCAUUUCCUGCAUUGAGCAAAUUUUUUAUGCACCAGUUUGUGCCUGGUCAUAUUUUCUGGACACUUUAAAACCCAUUGAACCUUAAAACCCACUAAUUAUAUUUAAGGAAAUUGCUAAAAUUACUUAAUUUAUCAAAGUCUUUGAACUGUUCAUCCUUAAAAUGGUGUCCCAAUCAAAAGAUAAACCAAAGCCAAGCUUUCAAUCAUGAUACUUCAUUAAAAUGACUUUAUUCUACAUUUCUCAUUUUGAAAAUUGAAUUUGCACUUGCCAUAUUCUUUAAAAAGAAUUCAAUCCAUGGAGCAAACCUAAUACUAUUAAUGACCAAUGGCCACUUUACAAAAAUUGAGGGACUUUUUGGCUGAACCGCCAAAAAGUCCCUGGUGUUUACAUGGAGGCUAGUAUGGAAACCAAAGAAAAAUGUUUGUAAAAUAUCUAAUAUGUAGAGCCAAUAUGUUUUUUUUCAGCAUUGGUGACACCUGUGGGCACUUGGAGAAGUCAUGCACAUGUUGAUUGUAAUUUUUAUUUUUAUUCAUUUUUUGGUAUUUACUACAGUUUGUUAUAGUGCAAAAAAGACAUUAAGAGUUCUGUCAAGCUUCUAGCCAUGAUUGUAAUGUUUCCCAUAGAGGAGCAGGACUUUAGAUUGCAUUGCAGUGAAAAAAUAAGCCAACAGUGAGUAAAAAUGAGGCAUGAGAUAAAAAAAACAACAACUAACACCCAGAAACUGCUUAGGGUUCAGAGGCUUAAAAAUCCACUCGAAGGAAAAAAAAGGUUUGUGUCCACCCACCAGGGGGCGCCAUAAGAUAACAAGAACUGUUGUAAAUACUGCAAACACCUUUCGUAUACAUGGAGAUGGACUUAAUAAAAUGUUGUUUUUGUUU